This is a messenger RNA of Bursaphelenchus okinawaensis, 8406 nucleotides long. The record is from the annotation of a GenBank genome assembly. NCBI's taxonomy places the organism in Eukaryota, Metazoa, Nematoda, Chromadorea, Rhabditida, Aphelenchoididae.
AUGUGGAAGAAAGAAGUGAGUGUUGAAUAUGACAAAGCUAACUUAUAGGUAACAAAAAAUAAAAAAGAUGAGUUUUUGUAGUUGCAGUGGAACUUCUGUAUAAGGAAUUGCUCAAGGAUUUUAAAAUUGCCGUUACACAGGAUUUUUUGUUUUACAGAAGUUCCACUGUACUUUUAAUAGUGUCAAAUAAAACUCUUGUCGUUUUUGGACGUGCAAGAUCACGUGCUUUGACCAGUGUUUUGCCGGACCGAACCAAAAGAAAAUAGAGCCGGACCGGACCGGACCGAAAAUUUUCCGGACCUGACCGGACCGAAAAAACACUGGUUUUGACGACAAGACUUUUUUGGCAAUAUAACAUGUUUUUUAUUUUGACAGUGAUUUUUAAAAAUUAUUAUAAAAAACCAUUUUUCAUUAUACUAUAACAAUACUGUGAUUGUAUGAUAUUGUACUGCAUCAAAAAGUUUACUUUAGCACUAAUUUUUAACAUAUAUACACGUUUAUAACACCAUUUUUACUCUAUUACAUCAACAUUCUCUACGUUUUCAACCCCCAACCAAAGCCGCAGAGUCUUUGGAAACCGCGUAUGUAUGGUGUAUAUAUGUGAAUGCGAGUAAAUAGUCCUAUAAUGUGAAUUGAGAGUAAUUACCUGACUGGAAUCUUCAUUCGCCGCCAUAUCAGUCCCGGGGCCCUAUUAGCGGAUUAGUUUCCUAUUCUUUUUACUAAAGUUAUAGAGUAGGUAGAAAGGGUAUUUUCUCCAUAUCUACAUUAUUUACAUUCGUAUGAUAGUGUGGGCUUGAUGUGUAUGUUUGAUGUCUUGUACGUGAGGUUUUUAAAGUUUGUGGAGGCUGCAUGUGUAUCUUAAAAGUUUUAGCUGAAUAAACUGUUAUAUGUAAUGUAAAACAGUAGGUUAGGCUUAGAAACUGAUAGUUUAAGGCUUUAAAUAUCAAUAAAUUAAAUUGAAGUAUAUGUUUUUUUAAAUUUAGGGCCAAAGGGCAUCAUUUCAGCUACUGAACACUACUUUUUCAAGAACCAAAACCGUCAAAAAUUUGAAUAAAAAAACAUUUUUUUUAGUUUACUCGGUAAACUUUACAUUUCUCACCCUCUAUCAUUCCCAACCAAUAGUCAAUACUAUUUUACUGUGUUUUGAAAUUUGCACUCAUUAUUCGAAUAAUGUAGUCUCGUGAAUUUGAAGCCGAUACCAGCCCACUCGACCACCAUUUUGAAAAGAGUCGUUGGUUUUUUGCUCAAUUUUCAACUCUUUACCAACAUACAAUUUCGAGUUUUGUGCUGGCCAAUGUUGGGUUUUUUUGAAAUUUAGUGUUUUUCAAAAAUAUUUUUGUUGUUUUACAUGUAGUUUAUUGAUUGUGGUGAAGUUUUAUAUGUAUGACAUUGUUUUAGGCGCAAAAUAAAGCUUCUUGCCAAGUUCUAAAACAUGUUAUCUUAUUCUACCCCUUACAAUAACCUACUAAACAAAAAUGUUCAGAAAACGAAAUAUUUGGCUAGAUAAAAUCGAUUUUUGAAAAGUUGGCUAACAGGGAAAGUAGCCGAUCUGCCUCACUUAAAAAUAUGUAGCUCGUUUUUAUAUAACUUUUUUGUACUACCAAUAGUACCCAUAGAAAAUUUUAGCAUACGCUUUUGAGUUUUAAAAUUCAAAUAUUUGAGUUUCCCGCCAAGUUGGCAAAUUUGGCUUUGUGUGUCAAGCACUUUUAUCAACUUUCCGGGCAAGCUACGCUUACAAAUUUAAAAAUAAAGGUUCAUUUAAAGGUUUUCCAGCAGUAUGACAAAGAAAAAAGUGUAAAAGUCAUAAAAUGACAAAGAUAUAAGCUUGAAACACAAUGCCAAUUUGGCUGAAAGUUAAAAACAAUAUUUUUUAAUCGCGAUUUUUUCGCAAUUGGCUGAUUUAGUACUUUUCGGGAGGGGUAGUACAUGAUCUUCCUAUAUAAAAAGUUUGAAGUCAAGGAUUCAUAUGCUACAAUAUUUCAAUGUUAACAUAGAUUUACUUUACUCUAUCGCGAUUCCCAUCAUAAAGUUAUUGGAACUAGCUUUUUUACUCUUUAGUAAAGUUUUUUCAUGUUACAAAACCUAUUUGCAGAAGGAAUACGCGACACCAAAAAUUGCAUCCGCAUUGGCACCACACAGCGGCAGGCCGCCAUGGCGGUCCCUAAUCCCCAUUCUUACAUUGUUAUUGCUCAAAACACAAGCUCAAGUACAAAUCCAGAGUGCUUUCUACCUGGAUUCGGCUGUAAUUCCUUCCGCUUCAGGUUAUAUCGACUUUUGCAUAUCGAAAAUUCAACAAAAUGGUCUUCUUAAGAGUUUUUCGUUACAGUAAGUCAAAAAAGGUUAUGUUACAGUAAUCCAAGCUGCGGUAAAAGUGCAAAAAAAUUAAAAUAUAUUUUAAAUCUAUACGUUCAUUAUCUCGAACAGAGAAAUGGUGAAAUUUUUUUUGUAAACCUCAAUUUUGUCUUACCUACACGCAGCUAGCUCCCUCGUAUAACUUGUCUCUUUCCACUUUAUUCAACAAAAACACAAAUAAAAUAAAUGUUUUCAGGAAAAAUGUUGUUGAAGAAGGUUCGUGUAGUCAAGAACAAGGCUCAGCACCUAUAGCUGCUGGCAUUUUAAACGAUUAUUACACAAAUGGCAAGAAAUAUAAUGUUCUGUUUGGGCCAAUGUGUGAUACAGGUAACAUUUGAUCGUUUUUCUGUAUUUUAGGCAUGAGAUUGUCAGAAAAUGAAUUAUAAAAUACCUAUAUGAAGAUAUUAAAGCGUUUUAAAGUUACUAAAUUUUGUUUUGAAGAUUUUUCUGUUUUAGGUAACAAAAGCUUUUAACUGUUACCUAAAUUAUUGCUUUUGUUACCUAAACUUACGAUUUUUCAUAAAUUGCUAUAGAUAUGGGUAUAAAAUGUCAAAAAGAUGCAAAACAACAUCUUCAAUACCUAAAAUUUAUAUUUUUAGAAAUAGACAUAAUGGCCAGAAGUUCAGUGGGUAUGAACAUGAUUCAGAUGGACUUUUGGCGGGAUGUACGAGCGCCUCCAGACGAGACAUUCGUAAUCAACGUUUCUCCAGAUUCUGCCGAGAAUACUGGGUUGAAUGCGAUUGCUAUGAUGCAGAUGUUGGAUUGGUUCAAGGUAAAUUUGGCUGCUUAUAUUGAUAUAGGCUGAAUAAUACGGAAAUCGUUUGGUUUUGUUUUAUUGCGAUGUUGUUGAAGGUAUUUCAUAAACUUUUAUGAAAAAAAGGCUUCUAUUAAAGUUUUGAACUAGUGAAGAAUGUUAUUUUAGCCAAGCAAACAACUAAUUUAUACAAUUAAUAUUGUUUUAGAUUGGAGUAGUGUCAUGUUCCUUAUGUUAUGGUUCAUUUUCUUCGAAGUUUGGUCAUUACGAGAAUCUUCAUCCGUUUGUAGCUGAACUCAAGCGAACGUUGGUUGAUAAUGGAGCAGAUAUACAAUAUGAAAAUGACAUUACGCCAGAGUUUCUUCACACACCAACAAUGGCGCUGAAUGUUGAACAACUUACGACCAAAUCAAGAAGUAAUCUUGGAAAUUUUGAGUUUUUGAAAUAUUAGGUUGUUCAAAACACUCUGUGCCUCUACUCAAAGAAAACUUUCGAGGUUAAGAGGCACAGAAUUAUGUGAACAACUUAAUAUGUUAGUUUUAAACCUUACUUACGACAUUUUCAGUUAAUAUAUUGGCAGUAAAUUUAAAAUUUUUGAAAUUUUGAAGCAGUUUUCUACAAUAUUGUUUUAGUCUUGUUUCCGAUUCUUGGAAAUGAUCUGGCUAAUUACAUGGACUUCAUGAAGGCGUUCAAUGAAAUGACUUUGGCCAGGGAAGAGUUUGCUGUUAUCAUCGUACUGCAAACCGAUCCAGUAUCAUUGCCAUGGAUGGUGAAUGGAAAUGUCAAUACUACCAUCUUUGGCUGGUUCGAACAGGCUUUAAUUGUAAGGUUUUUUAAGGUUGAUCUACAUUACGUUAUGAUGAGUACGACUCAUUUCAUAUUAUGAUAAAAACGAUGUGAACAAGUCAUUUUAAGCAAGAGUAAUAUUUUUUUUAAGAUUUACUAUUACUUUUUGAAUUUUUAAUAACAUUAAGAUAAAUUCUUUAAUAUAGAUUUUGCAUGUUUAAUGAAACUGAUUUUUUUGUUUUUCAGAUAGUAAAUGACUAUAAUCAAAAGGAACUUGAACAGGCUUUUAGUACAGAAGCAGGUCUCAGUGGUGAUCAGGUAAUCCUCUUUUCAAAGUUAAACUUUUAAAGCCAAAAAAUUAACUUGAAAUUUCAAAAUUGUUUGAGCAAUGAAUAAUAUCGUAAAAUGUUUCAUUGUUUUAGCAAAGCAUAAAUGUUCAACUACGAUUCUACGAGGCCAUUUAUACCUAUUCAGCACUUUUGGAUAAAGGUUUGAAGGAAAAAGGUCCGAACAGUUAUGCCAAUGCUUCAGUCACUGGUGAUUUAUUGGAUGACUUUAAUAUUACUGGUAAGGAUUUAGUUUUGUAUUUUUAAAGCACGUAUAUAAUAAUAUGUGGUUUAUAUAUUUCACCAUAAAUCUAUACGUAUUUUACAAAGAAACUUAUUAAGACCAGCUUAAUUCUAAGUCUAAAAUUAUUAUCUAAAAGAUAAAAAAUUUGUUUCAGGCCCAUUUGGACCCAUCGUCUUUAACAGUAAAGGGACGAGGUUAAGGCCAUUUAAAGUUUAUAUGGUUGCCAAUGAAACGGACAAUCCUACGAAGCCAAGGAUGACUGAAAUUAUGACAAUUCAACUACUUCAUGCUUGUGCAACGAACGAAGACAAUGUUGAUGGCAGUGUUGUUGUUACUGACGACAUGGAUUGUUUUAAGUUGGUAUGUAAUAAAAAGGUUUUUGAGAGAUUUUUAGGUACAAAAGUCUAAAUUGUAAAUUGAAAAAAAUUUUUGAUGCAAAAAGAAUGGCGUGUUUUAUUUUUUUAUGUUAUAAGUGUCGUUUUGAUUUCAGAAUCUGAAUUUUGGUACUAAAAUGAUUGAAAUUUAUUAUUAUAUUAGGUUGUUCAAAUAAUUCUGUACCUUUUUUUAAGGCAAAUUUUUGGGCUUUGGAGGCCCAUGAUGAUUUGAACAACCUAAUAUUAUGUUUUGUGUUAUAGUUUUACUGUUUCAGGACGUGGAUUUACUAGAAGAACGACGUUAUUUAUUGAAUCUGUUACCACCAGAUAUGCCAUCAUGUGGGUUUGAUGGCAAAGAUUGUGACCAACGUGGAACUAUUUUAAUUUUAAUAGCUAUUAUGACUGCGAUUUGCUGUGCAUUCAUGGGAUUCUUGUGUGUUAGGAGAAUGUAAGGACUAUUUUUUACUUUAAAAUAUGAUUUAUGUUGUUAUAGGUUGUUAAACAAUGUAAAAUAAUUUUUUUCUUUAUUAUUUGGAUUUAAAAUAGAUAAACAUAUAUGUCAGCUAUUUUUAAAUUUAGCCAUUUUAAAUUUGGAGUUUACAAAGUUUAUUUAACCCAGUUUUAGUUUUUUAAAUUUUAAUAAUUUAACGCAAAAUUUAAAAUUUCCACAUUAUUUUUAAAAAAAACUGACAUUUCAGGAAAACCGGAGAAACAGCACGAAUGCCGUGGGCCGUGCAAUCAUCCAGCAUAACUUUUUUAGACAUACCGUAUACUCGACAGUCCGUUUCGGUAAGUUACAGUAUCUUUUCUAGUGUUUUGUUUUUAGAAAUUCGAAGAUUUGGAGAUUCACAGUGUCAGUUCGGCUCGAGGAGAGAAUGGAAAUCCGUUUGAAGAUGAACAAACGAUAAAUGCUGGCAGAGAACGGCACGUUGGGUCAGUUGGGCAAGCAUUUGUUAUUGUUGAGGGGUACAAGUUGAAGGAAAAGAUCAUGUUUGACAAGAGGGACAUGCACAUGCUGUUUCAGGUAGGUUUUUGAGAGGAAAUGAGCUUAAAACUAUCAAAUUAAGGGCAGUUUACCUCAAGGUGAAGAUUUGUAAAAUACGAAGUUUCGUUUUAUUGCUUUCUAUAUUAAUUUUAUAUGUUUACUUUACUUAUUGUCAUUUUGUAACCUUGCUAAUAUAGUUGAUGUAAAUCGUGUUUCAGAUGAAGCAAAUAAUGCAUGACAAUGUAAACACUUUUAUUGGUCUGAGUAUGGAUCGUCCAUCUGACUUUUAUGUGGUUUGGAAACACUGUCUACGUGGUACUGUAACAGAUAUCAUAGCUAACAGUAACGCCGGUCAUUUACCGAAGUUUGAUCGAGAUUUUCAGUCGGCUUUUGUUAGGGAUAUUAUUAGGGUAAGUUUGUGAUUUUUUGCUAUUUUGCUUGAUUUUUAGAGUAAACGUUAUAAAUUGUGGUUUACAUUGGUAUACCUGGUCGGGCAAUCUUUAUAAGGCAGCAAUAUAUAAAAAUUUUUUAGGGCUUAGACUACAUUCAUUCAUCAGUAAUAGGCUAUCACGGAGGUCUAACAGCAGAGCAAUGUUUAAUCGAUUCUCAUUGGAUUUUAAAAAUCUCCGGCUUCGGUCUACCUCGUAUGUUACAUCGAUGGCGAAACACUGGAAUGUUAGCUGGUCGAAAUGGAGCCCCAAUGAUUCCAAAUUCAGAGCUACAUUACUAUUCUCCAGAAGCACGAAGAGCGAUAAAGCUGGCAGUUCAGAAGAACAAACCAGAAGACUUGGAGUACCCAGUAAAAGAAGGUCAAUCUCAUGAUAUAUACGCGUUUGCUUGUAUAUUACAUGAGAUAUUGUACAAUAGGAAGAUUGUGGACUUGGAGGACGAAGUGGACACGAUAGCUGACGCUGAUGAUGAAUUGGGGAUUUUCAACGAAGCGGCGGAGGCAAAACUACCAGAUUGUCCAACUUUCCCAUCUGAUGUUGAUAUCCAUCCGGAUCUGGUGAAUCUAAUGAAGAAAUGUUUCAAUAAUAAAGGAGAACAAAGGCCUGAUGCUAAUAUGUGCAGGAAGAUUACUGAUGCUACAUUAAAAACGUGGGUUUUGAGGAAUUUAAAGUUUAAACCUAAAUUUUAGUGAUUUUUUUGGAAUUAUGGAUAAUAUUUUUGAAAAAUGAAGGUUCUAGAGAACAUUUAACUCUAAGUUGUAGCUAAAAUUUGUCUAUAGAAUACCUAUUUUUUAUAAAAGAACUUUGAAAGCUUUGUCUAUUUAUUUAUAUUGUCCUUAUUUUAGGCCCGGCUCUUUGGUAGAUCAAAUGAUGAAAAACACUGAAAAUUACACGAAUAAUUUGGAGAAUUUGGUCAGUGAACGAACAGGACAACUUCAAAUCGAACAACAGAGAUCAGACGAAAUUCUUCAAGAAUUGCUACCACGCUCAGUAAUCACAGAACUAAAGUUGGGCAAGAGUGUAGCACCCAAACUGUACAAAGCAGCGACGAUCAUGUACUCGGAUAUUGUUGGUUUUACAUCGUUGUGUUCACAAAGUCAGCCGAUGGAAGUUGUAAACCUGUUGAAUGGAAUGUUCACAGCUUUUGACAAUGUAAUUGGACAACAUAAAUGUUAUAAGGUAGAGACUAUUGGCGAUGCCUAUAUGGUGGCAUCUGGAGUGCCAGAGAAGCUGAGGAAUGAACAUGUCAGGGAGAUUGCGUAUACUGCGAUCAAACAGAGACAGGUGGGUUGAGUGAUGAUUUUGUUUUAGGAAUUGUGGAAAAUUAAAUGGCAAGGAAAAAAAUAGAAUGAGAUGAUACAUUUUUUGGACAAAACUUAAAAUUUCUGAUUUGAUUUUGAAAUUUUUUGCUGAAAUUAUGAAAAAAUAUAACAAUUUUAAUAGCUUUUAUAGGAUUUCAGGGGAAAAAAAUAAUAGCUAGUGUAAUAUUAACCUUGUUUUACAUUAAAAACGUACUUUCAGUUCCUAUUCGGCUACGAAAUCCCACAUAGGCCGGGGCAACAUCUCCACUGUCGUUGGGGUUUCAAUUCAGGAAGUGUUUUCACUGGAGUGGUGGGUGUGACAGCUCCACGGUAUUGUGUGUUUGGUGGAACGGUAAGAAUUGUUGAAACUAAAAGUUUUUUUUCUGUUUUAAGAUUUUACAGUAAAAUUUUUAAAAAAUGGUAUUUUAGACAAAAAAAAAUUAUUUUUAUUUUACUUGAAUUUCAGGUAACAUUAGCAGCAAAGAUGGAGAAUUCCGGACAACAGGAUAAAAUUCAAAUGACCUUAAAGAGCCAGCAACUUUUGACAGAACGGUACCCUGAAUUCAGAACAACACCCAGAGGUGGUGUCAAGUUAGAUGUAAGUUAACAACUUUUUGUUUUUAAAUUGGAAAACAAUGUAAAAUACACAAGUAUGAAAGUAGGAAAAUUUAAAACUAUCGAAAUUCAGGGCGUGGGAACACUGUUAACUUACUGGUUGGAUGGGUAUGAUGAAGAUCUGAUAAGUGGUCGUGUUGAAGUUGAUCAUCAUGAUGAUGACGAUGUUGUUACUGAUGCAAUACCAGAAGAUGCGCGAGCUACUGAUAUUGAACAUUAG